Puma concolor (puma) is the source of this 4020-nucleotide messenger RNA. Lineage: Eukaryota; Metazoa; Chordata; Mammalia; Carnivora; Felidae. The record is from RefSeq and is a predicted model, not a curated record.
AUGGCGCUCACUUCCAUUGUGGAUGAGAGUGCAAAUUGGUUAACGAAGCCCUUGUCGUUUGCCGAUUGUGUUGGGGAUGAACUUCCGUGGGGAUGGGAAGCAGGGUUUGACCCACAGAUUGGUGUCUACUACAUCGAUCACGUCAACAAAACCACACAGAUUGAAGAUCCACGGAAACAGUGGAGGGGGGAACAGGAGAAGAUGCUCAAGGACUAUCUCUCGGUGGCCCAGGAUGCUCUCAGGACACAGAAGGAGCUGUACCACGUGAAGGAGCAAAGACUGGCCCUGGCCCUCGAUGAAUAUGUACGAUUAAAUGACGCCUAUAAGGAGAAGUCAAGUUCUCACACAAGCUUAUUCUCAGGAUCUUCAUCCAGCACUAAGUACGAUCCCGAUAUUUUAAAAGCGGAGAUCUCCACUACGCGAUUAAGGGUUAAAAAGCUGAAGAGAGAACUCUCACAGAUGAAGCAGGAAUUGCUCUAUAAAGAACAAGGCUUUGAGACAUUGCAACAAAUUGAUAAGAAAAUGUCUGGAGGCCAGAGUGGCUAUGAACUCAGUGAAGCCAAAGCCAUUCUAACUGAACUGAAAUCUAUCAGAAAGGCUAUCAGCUCAGGAGAAAAAGAAAAACAAGAUCUGAUGCAGAGUCUCGCUAAGCUGCGGGAGCGGUUCCAUUUGGACCAGAGCACGGGCACAUCCGAGCCAGAUUUGAGGUCCAGUCCUGUGAACUCCCAUUUAUCUCUCUCCAGACAGACCCUUGAUGCUGGGUCACAAACCAGCAUUUCCGGAGAUAUCGGAGUGAGAAGUAGAUCAAAUUUAGCUGAAAAGGUCAGGCUGAGCCUACAGUAUGAAGAAGCCAAAAGAAGUAUGGCCAACUUGAAAAUUGAACUGUCAAAACUGGACAGUGAGACCUGGCCCGGGGCGCUGGACAUCGAGAAGGAGAAGCUGAUGCUGAUUAACGAGAAAGAAGAGCUUUUGAAGGAGCUGCAGUUUGUCACCCCACAAAAACGCACCCAAGAUGAACUGGAGCACCUGGAGGCCGCCAGGCAGCGGCUGGAGGAGGAGCUGUUGUCCGUGAGGGGUCCGCCGAGCCGGGCGCUGGCCGAAAGAUUGCAGUUGGAAGAGCGAAGGAAAGAGCUGCUACAGAAACUUGAGGAGACUACUAAAUUAACUACUUAUUUGCACUCACAACUGAAAAGCCUCUCUGCCAGCACCCUGUCCGUGUCGUCCGGGAGCAGCCUGGGCUCCCUGGCCUCCAGCCGGGGGUCUCUGAACACCUCCAGCAGAGGGUCGCUCAGCUCCCUCAGUUCCGGAGAGCUCUAUUACACCGGCCAGAGCGACCAGGUAGACGCGGAUUAUCAAUGUAAACUGGACCUCCUUCUGCAGGAGAAAGGCGGCUACAUUCCUUCUGGACCCAUCACCACCAUCCAUGAAAACGAGGUGGUCAAGUCCCCCAGCCAGCCUGGUCAGAGCGGCCUCUGUGGGGCAGCAGCCACAGCCACAGGCCACACUCCCCCACGGACUGAGGCCCCCAAGUCUGUGACGUCCCUGUCCUCACGGUCCUCCCUCUCCUCCUUGUCCCCUCCCGGCUCCCCCCUGGUUCUGGAAGGCACGUUCCCCAUGUCUUCCCACGAUGUCCCUCUCCAUCGGUUCACUGCUGACUUUGAAGACUGUGAAUUGAGUAGCCAUUUUGCAGACAUUGGCCUCGGUGACAAUCAGAUCUUGCUGGACUCGAACUCAGGAGGAGCGUCCCAGUCUCUCGCAGAGGAUAAAGACCUCAGCGAAUGCGCCCGGGAGCCGUUGUAUGAAGGAACUGCAGAUGUGGAAAAAUCAUUACCAAAAAGAAGAGCGAUCCACUUGCUUGGGGAGAAAAGUGCUUGCGUGUCAGCUGCUGUGUCCGAUGAGUCUGUGGCUGGAGACAGCGGGGUCUACGAAGCCUUCGUGAAACAGCCUAGUGAAGUUGAAGAUGUUCCGUACAGUGAAGGGGAUGUCACCAUCGUGGAGACUGCCCAGGUGCAGAUCGGACUCAGAUAUGAUGCCAGAAGGUCAAGUUUCAUGGUGAUUUUAGCACAGCUCCGAAAUCUCCAUGCCUUCCUGAUACCUCACACUUCAAAAGUAUAUUUCAGGGUUGCUCUGCUUCCCUCCUCAACUGACGUCAGCUGUCUGUUUCGAACGAAAGUCCAUCUAGCCACAGAAUCCAUUCUGUUCAACGAUAUGUUCCGGGUGGCCAUCUCCCAAACAGCCUUACAGCAGAAGACGCUGAGAGUGGAUCUCUGCUCUGUCAGUAAACACCAAAGUGAACAAUGCCUGGCUGGAACUCAGAUCAGUUUGGCCGACUUACCGUUUUCCAAUGAGAUUUUCACUCUGUGGUAUAACUUGCUGCCUUCUAAACAAAUGUCUCGCAAAAAGAAUGGCGAAGAAAAUGAGGAUUCCGUAUUUCAACCAGACCAGCCGUUAAUCGAGCCUAUAGACUUGGAUGCCGUGUCAGCCCUCCUCGCAAGAACAUCAGCUGAGCUGUUGGCUGUGGAACAAGAAUUAGCACAGGAGGAGGAGGAAGAAGAAGAACCAGGGCAGGAAGAAGAGGAAAGGGGUCCAGAUGGAGACUGGUUGACAAUGCUGCGGGAGGCCUCUGAUGAAAUCGCGUCUGAAGAAGAGGCCGACGUGAAGUUGCCCGAGGGCGGUCGCCGUGCAGGAGACCUGUGCUCGCACCCCCGCGUGCCCGAGGCGGAGGAGGACGUGGGCAGGAGAGAGGACGGCAGUGCUGAAGAGCGCGGCAGCCGGCCGCCCGGCGGGCCGUCCACCCUGGUUGAUAAAGAGACAAACACGGAUGAGGCAGGCGACACCAGUGUGGCAGUUCGCCCCAAAGACCGAAGCGGCCUGAGCACUCGGCAGCGCCCCUUUGUCCGCAGCAGCGUGAUCGUGCGCUCCCAGACCUUCUCCCCGGGGGAGCGGAACCAGUAUAUCUGCAGGUUGAAUCGAAGUGACAGUGACAGCUCAACCCUGGCUAAAAAAUCACUGUUUGUGAGAAACUCCACCGAACGGCGCAGUCUGAGGGUCAAAAGGACGGUGUGCCAGCCCGUCCUGAGAAGAACGGCGCAGGAACGGCCCGUGCGCACAUCCCUGGACCUAGAACUGGACCUUCAGGCGUCUCUCACCCGGCAGAGCCGCCUCAACGACGAGCUGCAGGCCCUGAGGGGCCUGAGGCAGAAGCUGGAGGCGCUGAAAGCUCAGGGGGAGACUGACCUUCCACCGGGCGUGCUGGAGGACGAGCGCUUCCAGAAGCUCCUGAAACAAGCUGAGAAACAGCACGUUCCCGGGAUGAGCGAAGGUGCUGACCAGCUGGUGCGCCUGGAAGGCCACGUGGCCCAAAAGCCAGCCCUUGAGGGCACGUGCCGGACCUGGGCGCCCCCCAGUCGGCCCUCCCACUGGUCACCGGGGCAGCGCUUGCGGCCCCGCCGUCCCCGCACCUUGACCCACGCCUACCUCGGGCCAUUCCCGCCGCCGCCGCAGCGGGAAGACCGCGCCCCCGGAGCCCGGUGUGCCCUGGCCCCGGUUCGCGGCAGCCUCGCCCGUGAACACGCGGACGAUUCCGGCGGCGUCCCCUUUUCACCGCGGCCGCCAAAGUGGGCAAUCGCGGCGGACUUCCCCGUCCCGCCGGCCCGUUUCCGCACCCACGUGCGCGGCGGCAGGGCCAUCAAAGGCGUGACGGUGAGCGCAGAGCCUGCCAACCGCCGCGAAAACUGCAGCGCCCGGAAGAGCGGUUCAUUGAAGGCAGCGGCAGGGCCCCGAUCCACCUCCGUCGCCCGGAAACCCGCCGGGGCCCAGGCUCGGAAUAAAACCCGACGCAGAGCCCGUGGCUUCGCGUGUCGCACGACGCCCUUGGGCAGCGGAGCAAGAAACGCAGGGCUGCAGAUGAAGACAGGACUGCAGAUCAAGACGGGACUGCGCUCCUUAGGCCGGGAGAAGAUUGCCUACUUCACCAGAGCGAAGAUAAGCAUCCCGUCCCUGCCAGCCGAUGAUGUGUGA